GAUCGCGGCAACUGGCGCUUCCUGGGCGGCGAGGAGGGCUGGAUUAUCAUUGGCAACAAUGAAUGCAUAGCCGUCUGGCAGCCUCGGCCCUUCUUCUUCUCGUCCACACAGCGCCACUGGACACAGCGCUAUGCAGCAUCCGGAAGGCUGAAGGUCUGCCCGUAGCCAGGCUGCGGAGCGGCGUGCCUGUCCCCAGAGUCCGCCCUGCCUACACAGUUGCACCUGCCGGCACAUCGACGGGCUUGAGGCUGGCGGGCAGCUCUGCACUGAGGAUGGCGACUGCUGCAGGUAGGCAGGCAGGCGUGAGAGGGAACUGCAUGCAUCAAGAAAACGGUUGAGGGCUUUGGUUUGUUGUUCGUGGCGUGUGUGGUGUGGUGUGGUGUGCAGGUUCCGGUUUGCGACGUCGCGGCGACGUGCCGUUCUGCGGUGUGAAUGAGGACAAGAUCAGGAGCGCCAGGCCGCUCUUCAACGACAAUGUCCUCCGAUACCUCUACGACUGGAUCACUGGUGGGUCAGUCAGUCAGACGGGCCAGAGUGAAAGAGAAGCCAAGCCCUCGUCCAUCUAUCCAUCCAUCCAUCGCGUGGUGUGUGUCUGCAGAGCGCCACAGGAUCUAUAAGCGCAAGAAUGCGGGUGAGGCGGCGCCGUGGACGACCGACCAGGUCCUGCUCGACUUCCGCUUCUGCAACGUAAGGAGGGAACUCGACAGGGAAUCGAGGUGCGUACAGUGAUAGACUAACACACAGACACACACACACACAGACACACACACUCGCCAUGUGCCAUUGGGCAUUCUCUUUUGUUUUUGUGUUUGUGUGUGUGUGUGUGUGUGUGCGCAGGGCGUUGAUUGAGCAGGUGGUGAAGAAUCCCGACCUCUGGUACGCAUGAUGAUGGGGCGAUGGGGUGGCCGGUGUCAGUCAUGUGGUGUGUUGUGUUGUGUUGUGUUGGUGUCCUUCCUUUUGCCUUGAUAGCUACCGUGCCAAGGUGAUGAACUGCAUCUGGUUCCGUCUCUUCAACAAACAAGACACAUUCCACAUCACCGGACCACUCACACUACAAGUAAGACAAGACAAGACACACACGAUCACACACUGCCGCCCUCUCUCUCUCUCUCUGCGUGUGUGUGUAUGUGCUAUGUGUGACGGCCAUGGUGAUAAUGGUGGUGGUGCAGACGCUGGGCUCGUUGGGCGAUCCGUCUGUGUUGCGUUCGUACGCGGCCAAGUUUGAGGAGCACCAGCGGGCGUUCCCCGAGUACGUCUUCUUCACCAACGCCUUCCUCACACAGGGGCUCAGGGGCAGCUGGCGGUUCCCUCCCCAACUCGAUGGAAGUCAGUCAGUUGUCGACACCCACGCCACACACGGAAUGCAUUUGUGUGUGUGUGUGUGUGUGUGUGCAGGGGAGGUGCCCUUUGACCCGGAGAGGAUGCUCUACGCAAUCGAGCACAUCUUCAGCGACGGAUUCCUCGUGAGCACACAACACACACAACAUGACAUCAGUCAGAGAGGGAAGGAGGGCGGAAUGGAUGAAUGGACUAAGCAAGCCUUUGUUGUUGUUUGUUUUGUGGUAUAUCUAUCAGGAGAAGAUAGGUGUGACGUCAGACCCGUCCUACCACAAGCCGGGCUUCAGCCAGCAAGACGUGUACGAGACGCUCAAGGGAUACAAAGGCAUGUCCAUGUCCAUGUGUGUGUGCAGAUGUUCGUCGACUUCACCUACAUCGCAGAGUUCCCCUACAGCGAGAACGAGUUUGUGGUCAGCCAACCAAGCGACCAACCGACCACACAGCACACAAAGCACACAGACAUACAAAGACACAAACAAACAGACAGACAAGCGGCUGUGUGUCUGUGUGUCAUUCAGGUGUCGGGUCCUGGGUGCGAGGCCGGCCUCAAUGUGCUCUUCAGAAACAGAGACGGUCAGUCAGACAGACAGACAGUAAGGCACACAGACAGACAGACACAUGCCGUGCGGGAGGGAGGGGACUAGUGGAUUGCGUUGGCUCUGUGUGUGUGUGUAUGUAUGUGUGUGUGUGUGUGUGUGUGUGUUGUGAGCAGGUUUGACUGACGAGGAGUUGCUAUUCUGGCUGCGGGACAACAUCGAGGCGGCAUUCAACCACAGGAACCUCAAAUUCGACGCCAAGGUCAGCCACCCGGCCACGCGGCCACCCAUACCCACACACACAUAUGCCUACCUCUCCCCUUUUCCCUCGCCUGUGUGUGUGUGUGUGUGUGUGCAGGAGUUGUUUGACGAUUUGGAGGACGAGAGCGCCCGCUGCCUCAACAUCAUGUGCCUCGAAAACUGUAUGUGCGAACUCAGCAAAUACACCAAGGGUGAGGACAUACACACACAGACAGAUCCACCCACCGUCUCCCUCUCCUCUCUGUGUGUGCGCCUCUAUCCAUCUCUCCAUCCUCUGUCAGCCCGUCAGAACAAGGGCCGCCCGCGCAACCGCUACCAUCCCACCCUCUCGCCCAUCCCCGGCUCACAGCACAUGCCCAACCUCGGGGACUGGCUGCCGUCUGCAUCUUCCGCCAGCAAGGGCAAGAGCAAGAGCAAGAGCAAGAGCAAGAGCAAGAGCAACAAGCGCAAGGGACGGCCGUCGGGCAUCGCCAAGGGUGUCAUCAGAGCACCGGUGCAGCGCAACCCCUCCCUCUCCCCGUCCACCAUGGACGAGACGGCAGCAUCACCAGAGCAGCAGGGGGCCAUCGUGAUGGCGUCGCAGCAGAGUGUGGGCGUGUCGGUGGGCGAGGACAGUGGUGCCCCUGUCUCUGCUGCUGCUGCUGGUGGGGGUGAGGGUGAGGGUGAGGGUGGUGGGAGGAAGAGGGCGCGCGUAGGGUUGCGGCCGAGGGGUUCCCUCAAGCCCAACCGCAAUAGCGACUUCUCAUACACGACUGACUGACUCAUUGAGAGAGUUAAUUGAUGUGUGUGUGAGAGAGAGAGCUGAGUUGUUCAAACCUUGUUGGCCGGCAGCAGAGAGAGAGAGAGAGCACAGCAAACACAGUGCACCUGUGUUUGUUGUCGUGGUCAGUAGACGGAUGGAUGGAUCGGCGUGUGAGCUGCUUUCGUGCUUUCAUUAGAAGGGGACGGGAGUGCCUGCCUGUGUGCGUGUGUAGGACAGCCAGGUGUGUGGGGUUACUGUAUAGCUGUCUGUCUGUCUCGACUUUGCUGCUUGGACGCCCUCUGCUGUGUACAGGAUGACCGAUAAUUCGAUUGAAACGGUGCUGCC
Molecule: messenger RNA, 3222 nt
Organism: Vitrella brassicaformis
Lineage: Eukaryota; Vitrellaceae
Source: the annotation of a GenBank genome assembly